CGCAGUGGUCCCCACGGGCUUGCGCGCGCACUCGCUGCGGGACAAGCUUCUGGAAGCUCAUUGCGGUGGCGUUGGUGCUGUUUGCGGAUGCUGGUGCAGUUUCUGCAGGACUGUAAACUGGAUUCCUGGAACCUUUGAUAUUCCUGGCUGUAUAUAGUACCUGUUGGUGGACUGCACUGAUACUCAACUAGAGUGUGAAGGGACUGGAUUCCUGCCCCUGAGACACAAUGCAAGCUGUAGUGCCCUUGAACAAGAUGACAGCCAUCUCACCAGACCCUCAAACUCUGGCCUCGACUGAACAAAAUGAGGUCCCAAGAGUGGUUACUUCUGGGGAGCAAGAAGCUAUUUUAAGAGGAAAUGCGGCUGACGCAGAGUCUUUCAGACAGAGGUUUAGGUGGUUUUGUUACUCAGAAGUAGCUGGACCCAGGAAAGCUCUGAGUCAACUCUGGGAGCUCUGCAUCCAGUGGCUGAGACCAGACAUUCACACGAAAGAACAGAUUUUAGAGCUUUUGGUAUUUGAGCAGUUCCUGACCAUUUUGCCUGGGGAGAUCAGGAUUUGGGUAAAGUCACAACAUCCUGAGAGUAGUGAGGAGGUGGUGACCCUAAUAGAAGACUUGACCCAGAUGCUUGAAGAAAAAGAUCCAGUCUCUCAAGAUUCUACUGUUUCCCAAGAGGAGAACUCAAAAGAGGAUAAAAUGGUCGCUGUUUGUCCCAAUACUGAGUCCCGUGAAUCUAUAACAUUGAAGGAUGUAGCUGUGAACUUUUCAAGAGGAGAGUGGAAGAAGCUGGAGCCUUUUCAAAAGGAGCUAUAUAAGGAAGUGCUACUGGAAAACUUCAGGAACCUAGAAUUUCUGGACUUUCCAGUUUCAAAAUUAGAGUUGAUUUCCCAGCUGAAGUGGGUUGAAUUGCCAUGGCUGCUGGAAGAAGUCUCAAAAGGCUCCCGACCAGAUGAAUCGGCUUUAGAUAAAAUAAUAGAAAGAUGCCUCAGGGAUGAUGAUUAUGGCUUGAUGGAAGAAUUCCAGCAAUACUGUGGCAGCUCAGAGGAUGAUCACGGUAAUCAGGGAAAUUCAAAAGGAACAGUCACACAAAACAAAACUCGUGGGAGUGGCAGUAGGGGUGAGGAAUUUGACCCAGGUAAAAGCCCCUUUGGACAUAAUUUCAAAGAAACUUCAGACUUAAUUAAACAUCUGAAAGUCUACUUGAGGAAGAAAUCUCGGAGGUAUAAUGAAAGCAAGAAACCCUUCAGUUUUCAUUCAGACCUCGUUCUGAACCGCAAGGAGAAAACCACUGGAGAAAAGUCACGGAAAUCUAAUGACGGUGGGAAAGUCUUAAGUCAUUCUUCAGCUCUUACUGAACAUCAGAAACGUCAGAAGAUUCAUUUGGGGGAUAGGUCCCAAAAAUGCAGUAAGUGUGGGAUAAUCUUUAUUAGAAGAUCAACUCUUUCUAGGAGAAAAAUCCCUAUGUGUGAGAAAUGUCGGAAAGAUUCAUGUCAAGAAGCAGCCUUAAAUAAAGAUGAGGGAAAUGAGACUGGAGAAAAAACUCAUAAAUGUAGUAAGUGUGGAAAAGCCUUUGGCUAUAGCGCCUCACUCACCAAACAUCGGAGAAUUCACACUGGAGAAAAACCCUAUAUGUGUAAUGAAUGUGGAAAAGCUUUUAGUGAUAGUUCGUCGCUCACGCCACAUCAUAGAACUCACAGUGGAGAGAAACCCUUCAAAUGUGAUGAUUGUGGGAAAGGUUUCACCCUAAGUGCUCACCUCAUUAAACAUCAGAGAAUUCAUACUGGAGAAAAACCUUAUAAAUGUAAAGACUGUGGGAGACCCUUCAGUGACAGUUCAUCUCUUAUUCAACAUCAGCGAAUUCAUACCGGAGAAAAACCCUAUACAUGUAACAAUUGUGGAAAAUCCUUCAGUCAUAGCUCAUCCCUUUCCAAACAUCAGAGAAUUCAUACUGGAGAGAAACCCUAUAAAUGUGGCGAAUGUGGAAAAGCCUUUAGACAGAAUUCAUGCCUUACCCGGCAUCAGAGAAUUCACACUGGAGAAAAACCGUAUUUGUGUAAUGAUUGCGGAAUGACUUUUAGCCAUUUUACAUCUGUGAUCUAUCAUCAAAGACUUCAUUCAGGAGAAAAACCCUACAAAUGUAACCAAUGUGAGAAAGCCUUCCCAACUCAUUCACUGCUUAGUCGUCAUCAGAGAAUUCAUACUGGGGUAAAACCUUAUAAAUGUAAAGAAUGUGGGAAGUCCUUCAGUCAGAGUUCAUCUCUUAAUGAGCACCACCGAAUUCAUACAGGAGAGAAACCCUAUGAAUGUAACUAUUGUGGUGCAACCUUUAGUCGAAGCUCAAUCCUUGUAGAACACCUGAAAAUUCACACCGGAAGGAGAGAAUAUGAAUGUAACGAAUGUGAGAAGACAUUUAAAAGUAAUUCAGGCCUCAUUAGACAUCGGGGAUUUCAUGCCGCAGAGUAAUCCUGGAACUACAUUAAGAUGGGGGGAAUUGAAUUCAAAUUGUCAGUUACUGAAACCCUGGGAUAUAAACUUACAAUAUUGAUCAGUAGCUGCAACUUUCAUAAAUUGGCAGGAAAAAUAUUCUUUUGCCCAUCCCUCUUCUUUUCAAGGAUGGCAACAGCUGGUAAACAGUAAUUAGUUGGUAAAGUCACUGGAAAGGGAAGAAUGCAAAAUGAUUCUGAGGCCAAACGAAUUGGAAAAACUCUUUUCUUCAGGGGAUUUCCCUCUGAUUUCUUCCACUACCAUGUAGUGUGAUGGAAAGAGAACUUGACUGCAGUCAGAUAACUCGGAUUCUGUCCCAGUUUGCCAACUAACUUGCUGUAUACACCUUGGACAAGUCAUUUGACCUUUCAGAAUUUUAUUUUUUUCACCAGCAGAAUGAAGGGAUGGGACUAAUGAUUUUUGUCUUUUUUGGUUUUUUAGUUUUUGGUUUUUUUGAUAUUCCUGAUAAUCUCUGAAGCUGUGGACAUAAGUUUUUUUUUUUUAUUAUUUGUCAUUACUUUCAAGUUUCUCUAGUGAAAAAUACCACUAUUCAGGAUGCUGGACUUCUUUUUUUUUUUUUUUUUUCGGCUUUUCUUUUUUGGGAUGGUGUCUCACUAUGUUGCCCAUGCUGGUCUUGAACUCCUGGGCUCAAGUGAUCCUUCCAUCUCAGUUUCCUGAGUAGCUGACAUUACGGGUACACUCCACCAAGCCUGGUUCCCAGGAUGCUGGACUUCUAGCUUAGUGAGAAUGCAGUAUAGUUGUUGAAAACUUUGUACAGGAAUCCCUGAAAUGCUGUAACUAGGAAUGGGCCAGUGAAACUCAAACAACUUUUCCUUGAGGGAGUAUUUUAAUUGGCCAAGGGAGCUCUUUUUCUUUUGGCAUUGGCCAAGGGGACUGAGAAGCCAGAGAGCUUGCAUGGGAGCCAUCUCAGCCGUGAGAGUAACAGUCCUAGGAAAAUAAAUGGGGGCUGAGGCGAAGGAAGUGUGCUGAAAACAGCUGUUCUGGAUGGAUUUUGGUUUGCAAAAAUUCUACUUUAAAACAAUGUUGCCUGUAGCAAGUACAUUUUUUUGCAACUGGAGUGUAAGCUUUCUGUAUGGCAACAGUUAAAAGCUGUUCUAACAAUUUGUCCACUUGGGGUGCGUGUGUGUGUGUGUGUGUGUGUGUGUGUGUGUGUGUGUGUGUACAUUGUUGCCGCUGUCUAAAAUUAGGGCAUUUCAUACUAAAAACAAUGCUUGUCUUAAAAAAUUAUAAGGGCUAACAACACUGGGCUUAUAUUUCUGUAAAGCACUCAGCUGGUCCUGGGUAGCAGCUGCCACCUUUUGAUGGGGAAUCUACUUUCUGACUUAGCUAGUUCUCUCAUGUAUGUAACCUGACUUUCCCACUGUAGGAAUGUUCUGUUAUAACCCCUACCAUUUUGAGAAUAGACACCCUAAAAUCUAAAGAGACCCCAUUGAUAGCAAGUAAAGUUCAGGGAAUGAAUGUAGAAUUGAUACAGAAAAAAUUUUCAGUUAAGUUUUCUUUCGUGACAUUAGACCUCAGAGGAAUGGAAUAUACGGGUAUUGGUGGAUUAUUAUUCCUUAUAAAUUUCAUUGGUGGAGUCUGAAUAAUAAUUUCCAACUGAAAAAGGAACUUAAGGCCCUGAAUGAGUGAGGUUUUGGCUUCAGGUCAUAGGGUUCUGGAGAAACCCCAUGGACAAUGGUCUAGAAAUAAGUUCCUAAAGUUGAAAUUGUAGGCAGCUCCUAUAGAAAGAGAGCUAAACAAGAAAAUUCUUGGUUUAUGGAAGUAAAGCGAUCCUUAAUGCUGAUCUUAGACUCAGGAACAUUUACUGUGACUAAUGUAUGUAGGUGUGAAAUGCUACCUCUGGGAGAAGGUUUUUUUUGCCUCCCCAACCCCAAGCCUGCAGUUUAAAUAUUGCCGUGUGAUAAAUUGGUCUGCAUAGUUAUUGCUCAGCAGACCAACCAAUCACAUGCUAGCCACGAAAGGAAUGUUUAUAAUGAGAAUCAUUCAUGAUGGUUUUAAGUUUUUUUCUGAAAAGACAAAAAACUUGGUUUAAGUUUUGUUUUCUGAAAAAUAUAAUUUAUAGAAAGAGUUGAAGAAACAUGCAAAAGACUUCAGAAAAGACUUGUUCCAGGAUGAUUACUCUUAGACUCCCUAACAUUCAUAACAAUGUUUUAUCCCAGUAUCCAUUGGGAAUCUAGAGUAUAAACAUUUUUUUCAGUGAAUUUACUGAGGUACAAAUUACAUAUCAUUAAAACCAUAUCAAGUGUACAAUUCAGUGAAUUUUAGUAAAUUUGCUGAGUUGUGUAACCAUUACCAUAAUCCAUUUUUUAGAACAUCAUCCCAGUAAGAUCCCUUAUUCCAGUUUACAGUUAAUCUCCCUUCCAACUUCUAAUCCCAGGCACCCACUACUCAGUCUACUUUGUGUCUCUAGAGUUGUCUUUUUCUGUACAUUUUAUGUUAUAUGUGAUCUUUCCAUAUUUUUUUAUUAAUGUGUUUUAAGUUCAUCCAUAUUGUAAGAUACUAGUACUUUAUUCCUUUUUAUCAUAAAUAAUAUUAGAUUAUGUGGAUCCUUUGUACAUUCACUAGUUGAAGAACAUUUGAGGUUUUUCCAGUUUUUGCCUGUUAGGAAUAAUGCUGCUUUGAACAUUGGUAUGCAAGUGUUUUGAACAUUAGCGUGCAAGCCUUUGUGUGGACAUGUUUUCAUUUUUCUUAGGCAGAUGCCUGAGGGGAGUUGCUAUGUCAUAUGGUAAAUUUUUGUUUAACUUUGUUAGGAAACUGCCAAAUUGUUUUCCCAAGUGACCGCAUUACUUUACAUUCUGACUAGUAACGUGUGAGGGUUCCCAUUUCUCUACAAUCUUGCCAGUCAUUGUCUGUUUUUUAAAAAUUACACCCAUUCUAGUGUUUGAAAUAUUCCUUUGUGGUUUUAACUCUGAUUUUCCAGAUGACGAAUAAUGUCAAAGCAUCUUUUAUGUGCUCUUCAGCCAUUCAUGUAUCUUAGUGAAGUGUUUUAUUGCCAGAUUUUUUGUCCAUUUAAAAAUGGAGUUGCUGAUAUUGUGUUGUAAUCCUUUUUAUUCUGGAUAUAAGUCCUUUAUCCAAUAUGAACUUUCUAAAUACCAUGUACUAGCUACAGAGGGCUGCCUCAAACUCUGUUGGAUAAUAAUUUAUCAAAGUCUUGAUUUCAGUAGCUAAGUCUGUAUAAUUUCCUGCGGGACAUUCACUCUGGCCCAUCACCCAAAUAUUUAAAUUCACUUUUGGAUUAAGUCACAUUAUCAAAAGGCUUUAAAUAUCUUUUGAUUCCUUAUAGGAUUGCUUUUAUUAAGAGCACUGUGACACAUUUUACUUUAAAAUGAAGUCCUUGCUUUAAAUAAUGUUUCCUCUUAAUGAGCUUGUAUAAAUUUUUUUCAUAUCACAAGACAAGGCAAGGUUUUUGUCGAUAAAUUAACUUUAUUUAUUUUAGAAUUACUUUUUAAUGUAGUAAAAUAUACAUAGCAUAAAAUUAACCAUUUAAACACUUUUUGGUUAUACAACUCAGUAGCAUUUAGAUAGGUUCACAUUUUUUGCAGUCAUCACCACUGUCCAUCUCCAGAACUUUUUCAUCAUCCCAAACUGAAACUCUGUACUCCUUAAACAAUAAUGCCCCAUUUUCUCCUCCUCAGGCUCCUGGUAACCACUGUUCUACUUCCUAUCUAUACAAAUUUGUUCUAAUUACUUGGCAUGAAUGGAAUCAUACAAUAUUUGCCCUUUUGUGUGUGGCUUAUUCCACUUAGCAUUAUGUUUUCAAGGUUCUGCUGUGUCGUAACACGUAUCAGAAUUUAAUUCCUUUUUAAGGCUGAAUAAUAUUCCAUUUAAUUCCUUUUUAAGAGUGAAUAAUAUUUCAUUGUACUUGUAUACCACAUUUUGUUUAUCCUUUUAUCUGCCAGUGGACAUUUAAGUUGUUUCCACCGUUUUGGCUAUCAAGAAUAACAUUGCUAUAAUCAGUGGUGCUUUCUGUUCUCUUAAGUAUACACCUAGAAAUGGAGUUGCUUUAUCUUAUGAUGAUUCUAUGUUUAACUUCCUGAGGAAAUGAAACUACACUAUUCUAAAUUCCCACCAGCUAUGUGCAAGGGUUUUUUCAAUAUUCCUGCCCUUGCUAACACUUAUUUUCUAUUUCUUUUUUAUAACAAACAUCCUAAUGGGUUUGAAGUGGUAUCUUAUUCUGGUUUUGUUUUGCAUUUCCCUAGUGAUUAGUGAUGUUGACUGUCUUUUUAUGUGCUUAUUGACCAUUUGUAUCUCUUUGGAGAAAUGUUGAUUGAAGUUCUUUGCCCAUUUUUUAAUUGGUUUUGUUGCCAUUGUUGUUUAGGUGUAGAAGUUCUUUGUAUAUCCAGAAUAUAUAAAGAACUUUUCAGGUAAAUGAUUUGCAAAUACUUUCUUCCAUUCUGUGUGAGUUGCCUUUUCAUUCUAUUCUUAAUGCCCUUUGAAAAAAGGUUUUAAUUUUGGUGAAGUUCGAUUUUUCUAUUUUUUCUUUCGUUCCCUGUGCUUUCGUUGUCAUGCCUGAGAAACCAUUGCCAAAUCCAAUGUCAUGAAGCUUUUCUCCUGUUCUAGGAGUUUUGUAGUUUCAGGUCUUAUGUUUAAGUCUUUUAACCAUUUUGAUUUUUAUGUAUGGUGAAGGGCCCAUCUUCAUUCUUUUGCAUGCGAAUAUCCAGUUUUCCCAGCCCCAUCUGUUGAAGAGACUAUCCUUUCCGUAUCAUGCAUUCUUUGCACUCUCGUCAAAGAUCAUUUGACCAUAUACAUGCAUGUUUAUUUCUGACUGUCUACUCUGUUCCUUUGGUCUGUAUGUUUGUCUUUAUGCCAGUACCACGCUAUUUUGAUUACUCCAGUAAUGUUUUGUAAUCAGGAUUACACUGUUUUCCUGUAGUAUGUUUUUGAAAUGAGGAAGUGUGAGGCCUCCAGCUUUGUUCUUUCCCAGAUUGUUUUGGCUAUUCAGGGGUCCUUAAGAUUUCAAAUGAAUUUUAGGAUGGUUGGUUGGUUUCUGUGGAAAACGGCAUGGAGAUUGGGCUUGCAUUGAAUUUGUAGAUCUGUUGGGUAAUGUGGACAUAUUAAUAUGAAACAUUACAGUCUGUAAACCCAAGGUGUCUUUCCAUGUAUUUGUGCCAUCUUUAAUUUUUUCAGCAAUGUGUUAUAGUUGUCAUUGUACAAGACUUUUGCCUCCUUGGUCAAGUUUAUUCUUGAGUAUUUUAUUGUUUUUGAUGCUGUUGUAAAUGGGUCUUUGUUAGUAAAGCAUAACUGAGUUUUGAGUGUUGAUUUUGUAUCUUGCAACUUUGCUGAAUUUGUUUAUUAGUCAUAACAGUUUCUUGUGAAAUUUUUGGGAUUUUUAAAUAUAAGAUUAUGGCAUCUGCAAAUAGAUAAUUUUUCCUUCUUCCCAGUUUGAAUGGCUUUAACUUGCCAAUUGCUCUGGCUAGGACUUCCAUUACUGUGUUGAAUAGAAGCAGCACUAGCAGGCAUCUGUGCCUUUUCCUGAGAUGCUUUCAAUUUUGUAUCAUUCCAUAUGACGUUAGCUGUGGUUUUUUCAUAUUUGACCUUUAUUAUGUUAAGGUAAUUUCCUUUUAUUGAUAAAUUCUUGUUUGAAGGACAGUUUUGCUGGAUAUAGAAUUCUCAGUUGACAGUUUUGUUUUGUUUUGUUUUUUCUUUCUGCGCUGAGUAUAACGACACCACAGCCUUCUAGCUUCCAAGGUUUCUGAUGAGCAAUCAGCAGUCUCACUGAGGAUCCCUUUUAUGUGAUGAUUUGCUUAUCUCUUGCCACUUUUGAGAUUCUCCUUUUCUCUUUGGAUUUCAACAGCUUGAUUAUAACUUGUCUUGGUGUCUCUGGGGGGUGAGGGUAGGAGUCAGUUGCAGUGCUUGCUGCCAUAGUUCAGAACCUGCACCACAAAGACCUUUCCAGUUCUGUAGAGUGGUUUAUUGCUUUAUUAGUGCAAUAGAGAGUCACUGGAGGUUCUCUGUGUGUGUGAGUAUAUGAAUAAAUAUUUAAUUUUGUUUUGCUCUUGUUUUCACCUCAGAAUAGUUUUAUCAGAUGUGGAAUUUCUUGAUCAUUGGGGAGAAAUAUCUUGCGAUUCUGAAAAGCACACCGUCAAAAUGCUUUUCAUAAAAUGUAGCACAUAUUAGGGUUUCUCCCUUGUGUGGAAAUGUUAGUGCCUAUAGAGGUCUGAACUGAGAAAACUUCUCUCGAGCCAGAACACAUGUGAGGUUCCUCUGCUGAAUGAAUCCUUUGGUGCUCAGUAAGUUGCGACUUCCAGGCAAAGUGUUUUUCACCCUGAGAAACUGGUGAGAUACCUCUCUUGGAGUCUUUUUUAUGAAGUCUGAUGUAGAGAGGUUCUUCCAGGUUGGAGUUCUUAGGUCUCUCUCCCUUUUAGAUUAUCAGAGCAGGUCUGAUCAUCUACAAGCUUUGCUAAACCUACCUGUAGCUUUUCUGGGGGGGUGGUGGCGGUGGUGGUGGUGGUGGCCGCAGUGUUCUGCAUUGAUUUUCUAAAUGUUUGUGGUUCUUUUGUAAAGUGGACCCUUGCCUUCUAAGUUAAUGGUGAAUGAUACAUAUUCCCUUCAUUUUUCUGCUUUGAAGCUUCAGUCUUCUUCAUUUUCUCUUCUGAUCUGUCAACACAGUCAGAACUUUCACUUAGCUCUUUGAGCAUCUUUAAGGCAGUUGGUUUAAAGUCUGUCUAGCAAGUCAAUGUUUGGUCUUCCUCGUGUCCAUUUUUUGUUGGUUUAUUUUGUGCCUUUGAAUGGUCCAUACUUUCUUGUUUCUUUGUAUGCAUUGUGAUUGUUUUUGUUGACAGCUAGACAUUUGAAUCUUAAAAUGUGGCAGCUCUGGAAAUCAGAUUAUUCCUUUUCCCC
Macaca mulatta (Rhesus monkey) is the source of this 9344-nucleotide messenger RNA. RefSeq names its product zinc finger protein 483 (gene ZNF483). Gene Ontology annotation, molecular function: DNA-binding transcription repressor activity, RNA polymerase II-specific; RNA polymerase II cis-regulatory region sequence-specific DNA binding. The record is from RefSeq and is a predicted model, not a curated record. Gene Ontology annotation, biological process: negative regulation of transcription by RNA polymerase II; regulation of cytokine production; regulation of immune system process. NCBI's taxonomy places the organism in Eukaryota, Metazoa, Chordata, Mammalia, Primates, Cercopithecidae. Gene Ontology annotation, cellular component: nucleoplasm.